Molecule: messenger RNA, 1322 nt
Organism: Symsagittifera roscoffensis
Lineage: Eukaryota; Metazoa; Xenacoelomorpha; Acoela; Convolutidae
Product: peroxisomal sarcosine oxidase-like
Exons: 7
Coding region: 72-1241 (389 amino acids)
Cellular component (GO): peroxisome
Molecular function (GO): L-pipecolate oxidase activity; flavin adenine dinucleotide binding; sarcosine oxidase activity
Source: RefSeq, a predicted model, not a curated record
UUGAAUGCAGUUAUUUUGAUCUGGACCCGUAAAGUGGACCAGUCAUUCUGCAGCUAAAGUGUGGAAGCUUAAUGUCUAUGGCAGAAGUACCUAAUAUGUAUGAUGUGAUCGUUUUGGGCGCGUGGAUUGUGGGCUCAAGUGCAGCUUACCAAUCGCAAAAAUCAGAACUAAGAACUCUCCUUCUUGAGCAGUUUGCAUUGGGUCAUGAAAACGGCAGCUCCCAUGGAGGCAGUAGAGUGAUCCGACACCAGUACGGAAGUUUGUCAGAGUAUGCGGAUUGGAUGCCGGAAGCCUAUCUGGAAUGGGAACAUCUGGAACAAGCCAGUGGGGAGAAAUUACUCAAUCGGACGGGUGGGACAUCGCUCUUCUCCAAAGGGCAGUCGAUCGAAUCUGAUCUGAAAAAUCUGAGAAGCAAUGGAGUGCCACAUGCCGUUUUGACAAGAGAGAAAGCCAUGAUCAAGUACCCAAUGAUGACUUUUGGACCCGAGAUUGAAAAUGUGCUCGAGGAGUCUGCAAUGGGAGCAUUGUAUGCAGAUAAAUGCCUACGGGUUAUAGUAGAACAAUUCAUUGCGCGUGGUGGAGUUUUAAAAGUUGGCAAUCCAGUUAUUUCGAUUGACGAGAACAGAGAGAAUGGAGUGAUAACCAUUGAGACAGAGAAGGAGUCCUUUACGGGCGAAAAGCUGAUCAUAUGUGCUGGCACUUGGAUCAAUCGGCUACUUGAGCCUCUGGGUAAAACAUUGGAUGUUAAGAUCACAAAGAUAACCAUCUGCUACUGGCGGGAGACAGACGAAAGCAGGAAGAUACCAACCACGCAGUUCCAUUGUGAUGCCAACAUGUUCCUCAUACCGGAAAUGGAACAUGAAGGAUGCGUUAAAUUCCUUUUGCACCAUGGCCAUGAGAUCGAAGAUCCCGAAGACAGUAAAAGGACAGACCAAGAGAGAAGGGUUUCGAUCAAGCAAGACAUAGACUGUUUGCAGGAAGCUGUGAAACAGAAGUUUCCGUUUUUGCAUCCAGAGCCAGAAUUUAUAGAUCAUUGCUUAUACACGGUAUCGCCGGACAACCACUUUGUUCUGGACAAACUGCCUGGCUUUGAGAAUAUAGUGGUCGGGUCUGCUUUCUCAGGACAUGGAUUCAAAAUGGCCCCUGUCACCGGAAAAUUACUAAAACAGCUGGCAAUGGGCGAACCUGUGAAAUACAAUUUGAGCAAAAUGAAAAUUCAGCGGCUUCUAGUACCAGUCUGACUGACUUAUAAUCGAUUCAAGUAUUUCCUCAACUUUUGAAUCAUUCUAAAUCUGAAAACAAAAUAAUGUUUGCAAACUUUG